AAAAAAAGGUGUCAUAAGUAAAGCUUUCCUAAUCAACGUAACGAACGUAAAAAUUGAAAAAAAGUAAUAGUACACAAAAUGGGAUAUUCAUAGCUUUAUGGGUAGGAAAUUUUGAUUCAGCUUGUAUAUUUCACGGUAAACUAAAAGUAUCUGUAAAUUAUGUGACACUUUGAAAAAUCAGAUGUUCGGGUUAUGCUAGGUUAGGUAGCACAUUUGAGGAAACACUUUUUGUAACAUGGCUUCUAAAGUUGAGAUUUAUAAAGAAGUUUUAACUCAAUGCACAGAAUCAAAGUUGGAUGAAACGAUUGUGAAUUAUUUGGCGGGUAUAUUAUUUUCAAAGUUUUUUAAGAGUUUGAUAUAUGUGACUUUGUUAGGUUUAUUAGAGCAUGAAGAAAACGAUGCUCUUAACGGAAGAACAGUGGAGACUCUUAUAGGAUUGUUUGUUUUAGAUGCUUGUAUUUGCACUACACAGGAUGAGUUAAAAGAGUUUUGUAGUUGUUUUGCAACGCAUGUUCGUCAAAGUUUGAUUGCUAAAAAUCUUUUAAAAUGUAAUAAUAAAAACACUUUUUUUGACGAUGUUGAAAUAUCAGAAGCACACCCUUUCAGCAUAAAAAAGUUUCUGGUUGAUGCGGAGUCUGGAUUCGUUGAUCCCUUUUUGGGUGUUCGUAAGGUUGAUGUUAAUUUUAAUUCAGGGAUUUCCCUUACGGAAUCUUUGAAAAUAGAGGCAGAACGUAGUGCGAAAAGAGCGAAACAACUUAAAUUAAUGAAGGAAUGGGAGAAUUCUAGAGCUCCUCUUCCAGCUCCAUCCAGAAGAAGUGGAGAUAGACAACUGGAUAGUAUUUCGGAUGUUUUAGUCGAUUGCUUUUCUAUUUCUGUUGGUGGUCAUGAACUUUUAACGGAUGCAUCAUUAAAAAUAGUAAUGGGUCGCAAAUAUGGUUUGAUUGGAAGAAACGGGAUAGGGAAAAGUACCUUUAUCAGUUCUUUGGCUCGACAACAAAUACACGGUGUACCAAAAGAUUUAAGUAUUGGUUGUGUAGAACAGGAAUUGAGUACAAGCGUUCUUGAAAAAACAGCUUUGGAUGCAGUUUUAUGCAUACACGUCGAGCGUGAUGAACUAUUGAAAAAAGAAAAACAGUUAUUGGAGAAAAAACCAUAUGUAUGUUUAAUGCAUACGGAUGACAUUGGAAAAGAAUUGGGUGAAGUAUAUAGUCGUUUGGAGCUUAUAGAAUCUGGUGCAGUUGAAGCUGAGGCGGCUUCGCUUCUUUUCGGGCUUGGAUUCUCGGUUGAACUACAGAAGACACAUGUGAAGAAUUUAUCUGGUGGAUGGCGAGUUCGUGUAGCAUUAGCUCGUGGACUUUUUGCGCGUCCAGAUAUUUUAUGUUUAGAUGAACCAACGAAUCAUUUAGAUCUUCAUGCUGUAAAUUGGCUCACGGAAUUUUUGAUUUCCUCGCCAAUGACUUGUAUUAUUGUGUCACACGCUCGUACAUUUCUAAACGAUGUUUGCUCGGAUAUCAUCGAUUUUGUUGAUAAAAAACUGAAUUAUUAUAAAGGAAAUUAUGAUAUGUUUGAAAAAGUGAAAAUUGAGGCAAGUCGUUUACAGCAGAGGCAGUUUGAAGCUCAACAAAUGAAGCGAGAGCAUGUUCAAAAAUUUAUUGACCGUUUUCGUUAUAAAGCUUCUCUUGCUGCUUCCGUUCAGUCGCGUAUUAAAGCAUUAGCAAAACUUCCUCAUUUAGAAGCUGUUGCUGAGGAUGCAUCUUUAUUUUUCAAACUACCGGUACCAGAGGAACUACCAACACCUAUACUUCAGCUUGAUGGAGCUUGGUUUGCUUAUGAUAAAGAAAAUUCUCGAGAUGAUACCAAAUGGAUACUAGAAAAUGUUUCUUUCUCCGUCGAUUUAAAUAGUAGAAUAGCGAUAUGCGGGGUUAAUGGAUGUGGGAAGUCAACCUUUUUAAAACUUUUGGCAGGUGGAGCGGAACCACAGAAAGGUUUUUGUAAAAGGCUUAAUAAGCUGCGAAUAGGUUAUUUCAGUCAACAUCAUGUAGAACAAUUAGAUUUAACUCUGAAUUCUGUUCAACAGCUCCAAACAUUAUAUAGCAGUGCAAAUUUAAAAGAUGAGGAUGCUAGAUCCUAUUUAGGAAAAUUUGGAGUAUCAGGACUGAUGGCUCUUGAGCCUUUGUACGUAUUAUCUGGAGGGCAAAAAAGUCGUGUAGCUAUAGCGGUUAUGUGUUUUACAAAUCCGCACAUUUUGUUGCUGGAUGAACCAACCAAUCAUUUAGAUUUAAAUGCUGUGGAAGCACUAAUUGUGGCUUUAAAUGAUUAUAAAGGAGGAAUCGUUAUUGUUUCUCAUGAUAUGCAUCUUCUUUCCUGUGUUGUCGAUGAUAUUUAUCAUGUUAGCAGUGAAAAGCAUACCGUUACGCGGUAUAACGGUACAAUAGAAUCGUAUAGACGAGAUUUAUUAAAAAAGAACAUUUAAGUCAUUUUUUUCGGGUAUACCUACGAUAUAGGUAAAGUAUUUUUUUUGGUUGGAAAACAAAAUAAAGUGAAUGUAUAGACAUUGGUCUAUACAUUAAAUAGAAAAGUUUAACUAGCUCUAACCAUAUAUGUAUAACAAUUUGCC
Messenger RNA from Hylaeus volcanicus, 2617 nucleotides. RefSeq lists its product as uncharacterized. Gene Ontology annotation, molecular function: ATP hydrolysis activity; ATP binding. The transcript has 12 exons. Lineage: Eukaryota; Metazoa; Arthropoda; Insecta; Hymenoptera; Colletidae. Bases 236 to 2473 code for a protein of 745 amino acids. The record is from RefSeq and is a predicted model, not a curated record.